AUGGACCAGGGUCUAAGCCUGACGGCACUGUCCAGCUUUCAUAAUGCUGUGCUUGAUGGUGACGUAGUAAAGGUCAAGGCAUUUCUUACUACUGGACUUGUUAAAGUUGACGAACCAGACGAGGUAAAUAUUAACCUCUUCUCUAACUGCUUACAGGAUGGUAUGACCGCUUUGCUCCAAGCUUGUUACCGUGGGAAUGUUGAAAUAGCUAAAAUUUUGGUUGAUUCUGGCGCUGAUGUAAAUUGGUCGAAACACAGGCAGGAAUAUACUGCAUUAAUGUUUGCGGCACUCUCGGGAAAACUGGAAAUCAUUAACUUUCUCCUCUCGUGUGGUGCCAAACCUGAUAUGACGAACUGUUUGAAACGAACGGCUGCCGAAAUGGCUUCAUUUGUCGGUAAUCACUUCGCGGCUGCUCAAAUUAACACCUACAUUGAAAAAGAAGAACUGAUCCAGUUUACCAAAAAAAGUGCCGCAGAAAAUUCCCAACUCUCUACCGACCUUGUUGAACCUCUUCAUCACCUUGUUACCAAUCUCAACUUUGCUCCUGUAAAAGUUUUCCUCUAUCUCUCUUCCGCUGCUGGAAAAUCGCUCUUGGAGAGUUGGAAAAACGUAGUUGCUGUCCUAGAAAAACUAGUUGAACAGCAUUUUACUCCCCAAAGGACUCACGAACACAUCGCGAUCAAACUCCAUCUCCUAUGCGCUAUGGUUAGACGUGCUGGAGAGUAUUUGGAAGCAGGAAUUGAUGGUGAUGAUAAGGAAAUUAAGGCUGUCCACGAAGAAAAGAACGUCUUUGCUCUCGAACCUUUAAUUAAGAACUUUCUUCGUGGUACCGACCCCCACGGUCUACCGAAGGGCCAGGAAGCAUUCCUCCGGAAAUGCCUCGUGUCCUUUCCACAUGCGGAGUCAACUCUGUGGCGACAGACGGUGACGCAGAUAGGAGGUGUAGAGGUGGGUCAGGCGCCGACUUGCCUCACUAUCCUCGAGAAUGCCAUCAACGGUUUCUCGUCCUUCUCUCGCAGCACCUCACGCGAUGGUAUCAUCAACGAGCCCUGCGCCACCUGCUCCGACAUGCCCAGCUAUGCGAAGGACCUCCAAGUCAAGUGGUGCUCGCGUUGCCACGAGGCUGCCUACUGUUCAGUAGCCUGCCAGAAGCUGCAUUGGUUCACGCACAAAAAGUACUGCCCCAUUCUCAAAGAACACCAUGAAUCCGUCGCGAGAAGCCAGUCAAAGGAAAAGGCCAAACCGACUGAGGAAGAGAUGUCCAAUUUUCAAGAAGAAAUAUCCGCAUAUUUGCCUCACUGA
Molecule: messenger RNA, 1302 nt
Organism: Echinococcus granulosus
Lineage: Eukaryota; Metazoa; Platyhelminthes; Cestoda; Cyclophyllidea; Taeniidae
Product: Ankyrin repeat and MYND domain-containing protein 2
Exons: 7
Coding region: 1-1302 (433 amino acids)
Molecular function (GO): protein binding
Source: RefSeq, a predicted model, not a curated record